GGCCGGGGCCGCCCUUCCUGCCCGCCGCCCCGCACAGCCAUGGGCGAUGGGUGGCUGCCGCCCGACUGCGGCCCCCAGAACCGCUCCGUCGCCGGCGGCGGGGGGACGGCGGCGCCGCCGCCCGGGAGCAGGCAGCUGCCCGCCGAGCUGCUGUCGCAGCAGUGGGCGGUGGGCAUGAGCCUGCUGAUGGCCCUGGUGGUGCUGCUCAUCGUGGCCGGGAACGUGCUGGUGAUCGCGGCCAUCGGGCGCACGCAGCGGCUGCAGACCCUCACCAACCUCUUCAUCACCUCGCUGGCCUGCGCGGACCUGGUGAUGGGGCUGCUGGUGGUGCCCUUCGGGGCCACGCUGGUGGUGCGGGGGACCUGGCUCUGGGGAUCCUUCCUCUGCGAGUGCUGGACUUCCCUGGACGUGCUCUGCGUGACGGCCAGCAUCGAGACCUUGUGCGUCAUCGCCAUCGACCGCUACCUGGCCAUCACCUCGCCUUUCCGCUACCAGAGCCUCAUGACCAAGGCUCGGGCCAAGGGCAUCAUCUGCACCGUCUGGGCCAUCUCUGCCCUGGUCUCCUUCUUGCCCAUCAUGAUGCAUUGGUGGCGGGAUGAGGACCCCCAGGCUUUGGAGUGCUACCAGGACCCGGGCUGCUGCGACUUUGUCACCAACAGGGCUUACGCCAUCGCCUCGUCCAUCAUUUCUUUCUACAUCCCCCUCCUCAUCAUGAUCUUUGUGUACCUCCGGGUGUACAGAGAGGCCAAGGAGCAGAUCAGGAAGAUUGAUAGGUGCGAGGGCCGAUUCUACAGCAGCCACGAGCAGCCACAGCCGCCCCCGCCCCCUCACCACCAGCCCAUCCUCGGCAAUGGCCGAGCCAGCAAGCGGAAGACCUCCCGCAUCAUGGCCAUGAAGGAGCAGAAGGCCCUCAAGACUUUGGGCAUCAUCAUGGGGGUGUUCACCCUCUGCUGGCUCCCUUUCUUCCUGGUGAACAUCGUCAACGUCUUCAACAGGGACCUGGUGCCGGACUGGCUCUUUGUUUUCUUCAACUGGCUGGGCUACGCCAACUCGGCGUUCAACCCCAUCAUCUACUGCCGCAGCCCUGACUUUCGUAAGGCCUUCAAGAGGCUGCUCUGCUGCCCCAGGAAAGCCGACCGGCGGCUCCACGCCAGCGGUGGGGAGCUGGCCCCGCUGCCCGGGGGCUUCAUCAGCACCGUGGGCUCCCCCGAGCGCAGCCUGGGAGGGACCUGGUCUGACUGCAACGGGGGCACACAGGGCGGCAGCGAGUCCAGCCUGGAGGAGAGAAAUAGCAAAACGUCCGAUUCGGAGUCCAAGGGAACAGUCAGGCUAAUGGAUUUUCAUUGCCUUCUGCUUCUGUUCAUCAAUCUAGUUGCAGGAUGAUUGCUGGCCGCCUUUGGUGCUGCCUGCCGCCCUCAUCUAGGUCUGAGCAUGGUGCACGAGGAGGGUGGGAGUCUGCCAAGGUCAUCUGUGGUGCUGUCUGGUCUUGCCACCAUCAACCGUUCAUCAGCAGGUCAUUGCAGAACUUUGCACGCAAUGAGCUGCUCAAUGUGGGUAUAACUCUGCUGGUGAGGAGGUGCCAGGCAAUGUUAUAUGAACUCUGUGCCAACGGAUAUGUUAAGAUAUACACAAAUGUUAGCGAGGGCGUUUCCUUAACAAUGUUUUAAACCACCUGCAGCAGCUAUGUAGACCAAGAUGACAAAGCACAGAGAGUGACCAAGCGAAGGACCACCUCCCCUAUCCCCCAAGCUAUAAGUUGGUACCUAGGCACAGUUGAAUGCCUGAGGUUCAGGGAGGCUCUGGCUGUUAGAGCUCUCCUGACUGUUGGUUUGUUUGCAUGGGUAGCUCUGGAUAGUCUGGUGCUGGUGAAGGAAAGCCCAGGAGCCAGCAAAGCUCCAGAGGAAUUCUCUUGUUCUAUUUCCAGCCCUGCAUUUUAAGAUACAAAGGGCUUCAGAUCAGAUGCAUUUUUGAAGCUUAUCUGUGUGAAUAUUUGACUGCUUAUCCAAACAGAACAAAAACCUUCAAACCUUCUGAGGUCCAUCCAUCAAGAGCCUUAUCUCCCCAUGUCACCAUUCGGCUCCCGGCCGCUGCCGCUCGGAGCCUCUCGCCCCGCGGGCCUCGGCUCUGCCCACCAGCUUCCCAUCUCCCCUCUCCGGGCAGCUUCGCAGCAUUAUCCUUGGCUGCCUGCCGCUUCAGUGAUGGCCUCUGCACGGCAUGGCCCGGGCUGCUGCAUG
This is a messenger RNA of Tyto alba (common barn owl), 2234 nucleotides long. RefSeq names its product adrenoceptor beta 1 (gene ADRB1). The transcript is spliced from 3 exons. NCBI's taxonomy places the organism in Eukaryota, Metazoa, Chordata, Aves, Strigiformes, Tytonidae. The record is from RefSeq and is a predicted model, not a curated record. The coding region runs from base 40 to 1383 and encodes 447 amino acids. Gene Ontology annotation, cellular component: membrane. Gene Ontology annotation, biological process: norepinephrine-epinephrine-mediated vasodilation involved in regulation of systemic arterial blood pressure; adenylate cyclase-activating adrenergic receptor signaling pathway; positive regulation of heart rate by epinephrine-norepinephrine. Gene Ontology annotation, molecular function: beta1-adrenergic receptor activity.